Molecule: messenger RNA, 1624 nt
Organism: Eruca vesicaria subsp. sativa (arugula)
Lineage: Eukaryota; Viridiplantae; Streptophyta; Magnoliopsida; Brassicales; Brassicaceae
Source: the annotation of a GenBank genome assembly
CUAUCCCACUGACUGCUGUUAAGAAAACUAAAAAUAGCAUCAAACCAAAAUCUAACUUAUAAGAUUUUUUGAAGCUAUGUUGUAGACUUUAUUAACAUAUAACUUAUAUAUAUAUAUUAUAUACAACUUUAUUUUUCCAUACUGCGUAUAGUUUCAUUAGGAUAAUCAUUUAAAAAUAGUUACAGAAAAUAAUAAUUUGAUAUAGUUUUAUAUAUAUAUUCUCUCUACUAUAAGAGCUUGGCUGCUCAAACCAACUUCUCUGCUCUCUUACAAAAAAAAUCAACGUUCUUCCUCCUCUCUCACAACAAGAACUCUUUCUGUAUCUUCUUGAUCAUCUUCAACACCAAUAAAUAAUAUUUUCAUCUGUGAUAGUUUCAGAAGGAAAUGGACUACGAGGUAUCAAGAACCGGAGAGAUAGUAGAAGAUUCAGAGCAGAUUGAUUUACCACCUGGCUUUAGAUUUCACCCAACAGAUGAAGAACUCAUAAGCUGCUAUCUGAGUCCAAAGGUUCUAAACACCUCCUUCUCCACUAUAGCCAUUGGUGAAGUUGAUCUCAAUAAGGUUGAGCCAUGGGACUUGCCAUGGAAGGCUAAGAUUGGUGAAAAAGAGUGGUAUUUCUUCUGCGUAAGAGACCGAAAAUACCCUACCGGUUUAAGGACGAACCGGGCUACUAAGGCCGGUUACUGGAAAGCUACAGGCAAAGACAAAGAGAUCUUCAAAGAAAAAUCUCUUGUUGGUAUGAAGAAAACUUUGGUUUUCUACAAAGGAAGAGCUCCUAAAGGAGUGAAAACCAACUGGGUCAUGCACGAAUAUCGCUUAGAAGGCGCAUAUGCAAUCAAUAGUCUCCCUAAAGCGGAUAAGAACGAAUGGGUUAUUAGUAGAGUUUUUCAGAAACAGGCAGAUGGUAAGAAGAUGCAUAUAUCCAGUUUACCGAUGCUCGGUUCAGGGAUUAACCCAUUCGAAUCAGUCGGUUUACCUCCACUGAUGGAUUCUUCUCCAUACCUUAAGAGCGGAGGAAGAGACUCUUUGGCAGGACCGUUGUCUCAACUCUCCGAGUCAAAAGAUGAAUGUAACUUUACCAUGUUUUGUUCUUCAUCGACACACUUGAUACCGAACAUUGGUUCUGUACAAGAUAAUUCUUCGAUAUUGAAGAUGUUGCUUGACAGUGAAGAAACAAAGCUUAAGAAGAAUCUUCAGGAUUUGGGUACAUUAGAGAACGAAUCAACCACGAGUUCUUGGUACGGUCACAAUCUUUCUGGUUCGGCAGCUCCGGUUGAGGUCGAUUGCUUUUGGAACUUCUGAAUUUAGAAAGUGGAACAUAUUUAAAAUUGGGGUAUAUAUAUGGGGAAAACGAUUAUAGGGUAUUUUAGGGUUUUAUAGUGUUGUGGCUUUGCUCUAGGUUGUAGACUUUAGGACUUUGGUUAUACAAAGAUAUUUAAAGACUCUUGUAACAUUUUGUAUAAAAAGCCAAACUGUGAAAAUAUUUUUCUUUCUCUCUUUUACAUGAAAAGAAAACAAGCACCAAUACUUGAGCAAGGUUCUCAUUCCACACAAUACUUAACACAACAAAUCACAUCUUUAUAUAUUUCAAUGAAAUUUCAAAAAUGUGGAAGAAGUCCAGUUC